AUGUAUCAUGACCUUAAAAAGGUUUAUUGGUGGAACAAUAUGAAGAGGAAUGUAGCAAAUUUUGUAGCAAAGUGUGCAAAUUCAGCAGGUGAAAGCCAAGUAAUAGAUGUCUGUUAUCACGCCAGUAUCAAGAUGGCACCGGUUGAAGCAUUGUAUGGGCGAAGGUGUAAAGGACCUAUUAGUUGGUUUGAACUUAGUGAAGCAGAUUUGUUAGGAGCAGACUUGGUCCAUCGGGCUACAAAGAAAGUUAAGUUGAUUCAGGAGCAUUUGAAAACAGCUCAGAGUAACCAAAAUUCCUAUUCAGACGUAUGGCGUAGAGACUUAGAGUUUCAUGUUGAUGAUUGGGUGUUUCUGAAUGUCUCAUUUAUGAAAUGUGUUAUGAGAUUUGGGAAGAAGGGGGAGCUUAGUCCCUGA
This is a messenger RNA of Lycium barbarum (goji berry), 414 nucleotides long. RefSeq lists its product as uncharacterized. The record is from RefSeq and is a predicted model, not a curated record. NCBI's taxonomy places the organism in Eukaryota, Viridiplantae, Streptophyta, Magnoliopsida, Solanales, Solanaceae. The coding region runs from base 1 to 414 and encodes 137 amino acids. The transcript is spliced from 2 exons.